AUGUCUCGUGUUUCAGCUGAGGAGACGAAUAUCUUCUUGAUCAAGUGCAUCAAGUACUCCAAUAAUGGAAAGGUAAGCAUUCACUCUCGUAUCGCGUAUGAGCUCCUUGGAAAACAGUCAGCUCCGUAUGCAUUCAAGUCUAACGACAGCGCAAAACGCUAUGAGCGUAUCCUUAAGGGCAAUGGUAUUCAUCCAUCAUCCGGCGAGGGAGUGGACGAGGACGGUGCGCCCGGAUCCGCAAACGUGACUCCCAAGAAGAAUGGGGCAUCGACCAAGCCCAAAACGCCUCGAAAGACUCCGACUAAGCCCAAGGCCAACGGAGCGCCUAAGACUCCUACCAAGCGCAAGACCAACAAGGGCGGAGCCAACAACGAAAGCCCCACUAAGAAAUUCAAGUCUGAAGAAAAGGUUUUGGACUCUGAUGCGUCCGCCAAAGCUGAUAAUGAUGAGGCAGAGGAAGAACUCCCGCUGCGUACGAAGAAUGACCCAUUCUUGCCUGUUCCUGGUGUCGAUAAGGAGUCAGAGGAUGCAAUGUUCAAGGAGUUCUGCAACACUGGAGCCGUGGUCAAGCACGAGAGCGAGAUGAUUGAAAACCAGGUCGUUUAA
Molecule: messenger RNA, 606 nt
Organism: Trichophyton benhamiae CBS 112371
Lineage: Eukaryota; Fungi; Ascomycota; Eurotiomycetes; Onygenales; Arthrodermataceae
Exons: 2
Coding region: 1-606 (201 amino acids)
Source: RefSeq, a predicted model, not a curated record